AUGGGUCUUGCGAACCACGACCUUCCACCUCCGCCCUCGGGCAAAUACCCCGCCAAGGCUCAUGCCAGGCGCGUGGCUGAAUUCAUCGCUCAAAAUGGUGGACCAAAAGACGGAAUCAUUUAUCUGGAGGCGCAGAAGACUGCUAUGGUCGAGGAUGAUGAUCAAGCUGCACACUUUCGCCAACGAAGGUUCUUCUUCUACCUCUCUGGAUGUGCCGUUCCUGACGCGUAUCUUGCAUACGACAUCAAGAACGACCAUCUAACACUGUUCAUCCCUCCCAUUGACCCCGAAGAUGUCAUCUGGUCCGGUCUGCCGCUCCUUGAGAAGGAAGCGAUGGAGAAGUACGACAUUGAUUCCUGCAAGCCUUCAACAGAAGUCAACUCUUAUCUCACAUCACCCGAGACUCCUCAUGGUACCAUCUUGGCCAUCCCCAAGCAGGUAGCAGAUCAUGUCACAUUCUUGUCAUUCAAGGAGACCAACUGGGAUCUGUUAAAGAACGCCAUCGAAAGAUGUCGUGUUGUCAAGGACGAGCACGAAAUCGGUCUCAUCCGUCACGCCAAUGCCAUCUCGUCGCAUGCUCAUACAGAAGUCAUGCGUAUGGUCAAGAAUGCACGCAACGAGAGAGAAUUGAUGGGUACUUUCGUUGGUGCCUGCAUCAGCAACGGUGGUCGCGAACAAGCCUAUGGUUGUAUCUGCGCUUCAGGUCCCAGUGGCGCAACUCUUCACUAUGUACACAACGACCUUCCUCUAUCUGAGAAGCUCAAUCUGCUUAUCGAUGCUGGUUGCGAGUACAACUGCUACUGCUCAGAUAUCACACGCACAUACCCUCUCCAGGGUAAAUUCACAAAGGAGAGUCGCGAAAUCUAUGAUAUCGUAGACGAGAUGCAGGCCGAGUGUAUGAAGGCACUCAAGGCCAACGUAACCUGGGAGGAUCUACACGCUCUGGCCCACGAAAUCGCAAUCGAUGGUCUCCGCCGUCUCGGCGUACUCACUGGAGGCAACAAGAAAGAGCUCUUCGACAGCCGUGUCUCUACCCUCUUCCUUCCUCACGGUCUCGGCCACUAUCUCGGCAUGGACACCCAUGACUGCGGUGGCAACGCAAACUACGAAGAUCCUGAUCCCAUGUUCCGCUACUUGCGCAUCAGAGGCACUGUCCCUGCCAACUCUGUCGUGACCGUCGAGCCUGGUAUUUACUUCUGCCGCUUCAUCAUCGAACCUGCAUUGAAGGAAGAAAAGUACGCCAAGUUCAUCGACAAGGCUGUCCUGGAGAAGUAUUGGGAUGUUGGGGGUGUGCGUAUCGAGGAUGAUGUCCUUGUCAAGGAGAAUGGAUGCGAGAAUUUGACUACGGCACCUAGAUCUUGGGACGAGGUUGAGGCUUUGAUUCAUUCUGUAUAG
This is a messenger RNA of Aureobasidium subglaciale EXF-2481, 1395 nucleotides long. RefSeq lists its product as uncharacterized. The record is from RefSeq and is a predicted model, not a curated record. Lineage: Eukaryota; Fungi; Ascomycota; Dothideomycetes; Dothideales; Saccotheciaceae. The transcript is spliced from 4 exons. Bases 1 to 1395 code for a protein of 464 amino acids. Gene Ontology annotation, molecular function: manganese ion binding; metalloaminopeptidase activity.